This is a messenger RNA of Arxiozyma heterogenica, 318 nucleotides long. RefSeq names its product 40S ribosomal protein eS10 RPS10B (gene RPS10B). Gene Ontology annotation, molecular function: RNA binding; structural constituent of ribosome. Gene Ontology annotation, cellular component: cytosolic small ribosomal subunit. Lineage: Eukaryota; Fungi; Ascomycota; Saccharomycetes; Saccharomycetales; Saccharomycetaceae. The transcript has 2 exons. The coding region runs from base 1 to 318 and encodes 105 amino acids. The record is from RefSeq and is a predicted model, not a curated record.
AUGUUGAUUCCAAAGGAAGAAAGAACUAAGAUUCACAGAUACUUGUUUCAAGAAGGUGUUGUUGUUGCAAAAAAGGAUUUCAACCAACCAAAACACGAAGAAAUUGAUACCAAGAACUUAUAUGUCAUUAAGGCUUUACAAUCUUUAACUUCUAAAGGUUACGUCAAGACUCAAUUCUCUUGGCAAUAUUACUACUACACCUUAACCGAAGAAGGUGUUGAAUAUUUAAGAGAUUACUUACAUUUACCAGAACACAUUGUUCCAGGUACUUACAUUCAAGACAGAUCUCAAAACCAGAGACCACAAAGAAGAUACUAA